AAUGAUAUAUUAGUUUUUCACCUUCAAAAUACUAGUUUUCUCCAAAGCUCCACUUUAAUUUUAGCAGCUUUAGUACUCCUGAUCAUCAUCAUAUUUGAGACCAAGAAUGGAGGAAAAUUUGAAAACUGCAGCUCAAAAUGGAGACAUCAACAUGAUUUACAAAUUACUUGCGGAGGAUCCAUAUGUUCUGGAUCGCAUCGAUGAUGUUCCAUAUAUUGAUACUCCUGUGCAUAUAGCAGCUUCUUUUGGUCAUGUUCAGUUUGCGAGGGACAUUAUGAGAUUGAAACCAUCAUUUGCUCGGAAACUAAACCAAGAUGGGUUUAGCCCCAUGCAUUUGGCCUUGCAGAAAGCUCAAACCAAGAUGGUUCUUGGAUUUCUAAACUAUGAAAGCGAUCUUGUUCGGGUUCAAGGGAGAGAGGGUAAAACUUCUCUUCAUUAUGUAGCUGAACAAGGAGAUGUUGAUCUCUUGACUGAAUUCUUAUCAGCUUGCCCUCAGAGUAUCCAAGAUGUGACCAUUCAAAAUGAGACUGCUUUGCAUAUUGCAGUGAAGAAUAGCCAUGUUGAUGCUCUUGAUUUCUUACUUGGAGGACUACGCCGAGCCUGCUAUCGAGGUUCUGGCAUCCAAGAGGGAAAAAUCAUAAACUGGAAGGACGAUGAAGGGAACACUGUGCUCCACAUUGCAACUGCUAUGAAUCAAUCUCAGGCAGUGAGAUUGUUAAUAAGUAGUAAUAUUGAAGUAAAUGUCAAGAACUCAAGGGGUUGCACUGCUCUGGAUAUCUCAGAUCCUAACAACGGACAAGUUAGAGAAAAUCUGCUCAACCCUGGAGCUUUAACUGCUCAAUUACGUCCCCAAGUUUCCAACAACUCCAGAGAUCGUCUGAGAUCAAAUCUGUCAUUCAGAGAAAGUACUGCAAUAUCUCUUUCUCGUUUCAAAAAUAAUACAAGUAAUGAUACACGCAAUGUGUUCCUAGUAGUUGCGGCGCUGAUUGUUGCGGCUACUUUCCAGGCUGGACUAACUCCCCCUGGAAGUUUUUUGCCGGACUUCAAUGACGACAAGAGCAAUAACACCAAUGCUCUGAACAUAACUCUUGUUAACACCACAAGUAGAAUAAAUACCACUGAAAUUAGGCUCAUUGAAAAUGAAGGCAGUUCAAAAGCACAUCAAAUACGGUCAGUAACUGCAUUCAUUAUAAGUAACUUACUCGUCCUGUUGAACGGCACAACUUUUUUUAUUACCAUAGGAGUUAUAUAUUUCCUUCUCCCUGAUGAGCAAACAAAAAGGCUGCUGUCCUUCCCUUUGUUUGCUUUGGCUGUGUGCUUUUCGUCUUUUUUUUUAUUUAGUUAUCCCAUCAUAGGAACCGCUGUACAUAUAUCAAUGCUACUGGUAGUUCGAUUUUUAAUCCUGAGAUGAUAAAGUGGCCUAAAAUCUUCAGCCGUUUUUGAGAAACAUGAAGACAGAUUCUGUGAGAGAUAGUUAAAAUGAUUAGUGAGUGCUAUUGUAUUAUAUGUUUUUCGGUCCCAAUGCAUGUACAAGGUAGGAACCACAGAAUGUUGUGCUGUGUAUUCCUAAUGAUGUGAUCAAAUGUUGUAUUCUAUGGAAUAUUUGGGAAUGGAAAUUUUAUUUAUUUGGUUGGUUUUGCUCAGUUAGUUUGAUUAGUGUAAUGGAAACAAAUUAGUUUGAUGACAAAUACAAGU
Ziziphus jujuba (common jujube) is the source of this 1695-nucleotide messenger RNA. RefSeq names its product ankyrin repeat-containing protein BDA1-like. Gene Ontology annotation, molecular function: protein binding. The record is from RefSeq and is a predicted model, not a curated record. The coding region runs from base 107 to 1411 and encodes 434 amino acids. The transcript has 2 exons. Lineage: Eukaryota; Viridiplantae; Streptophyta; Magnoliopsida; Rosales; Rhamnaceae.